Messenger RNA from Liolophura sinensis, 6938 nucleotides. Its product is annotated as probable E3 ubiquitin-protein ligase MID2. Lineage: Eukaryota; Metazoa; Mollusca; Polyplacophora; Chitonida; Chitonidae. The record is from RefSeq and is a predicted model, not a curated record. Gene Ontology annotation, molecular function: zinc ion binding; protein binding. Bases 1 to 1854 code for a protein of 617 amino acids. The transcript is spliced from 6 exons.
AUGGCCGAAAGCAAGCAGAAUCGAGAUGAUGUUCUCACAUGUUCUGUAUGUAUGGAAACAUUCCGGGAACCAGUAAUGCUACCCUGUCAGCACAGUUUUUGUAGGGAAUGCAUUGGUUUAUAUGCUGACAAGUCCAAACCUGUACAGACAGAUAAGACCUCCGGAAACACUGGGAAUGAGGACGUUCAUCAGCAGAUAGCAUGCCCUGUGUGUCGGGCACCGACCAGUCUGGGGAAAGAAGGUGUAGCUGGUCUGCCUCCCAACUUUCACCUGGCGGAAAUUGUGGAGAAGUUGUCUGCUGUAAAGCUUGAGGAUGACAUCCCAUAUUGUUCUAUGUGUGAGGACAAUCAUGCUAAAGCUGUCAAGUUUUGUACCAUCUGCAAUGUGUUGUACUGUCAGGAAUGUCUUACAAAUUACCAUCCAACGAGGGGGCCUCUAAAACGGCAUCGACUGAUUUCCUCCCUGGAGUACCUCUCCCGGGAAACCUCACAGGGUCAAGUUAGCAGAGACCUCCAAUCAACUCAGCAGCCGUCCUGUGCCAGGCACGGUCAGCCAUUCGGCUUGUACUGUGUACCGUGUCGGAUGGUGAUCUGUAUGGGGUGUGUGGUUGACCACCCGGAACAUGCUAUGCGGGAUAUACCAUCUGCAGUUGCGAAUGACAAAGAAGAAUGGGGCUUUUUGUCCUGCACUGUAGUGAGUCGUUUGAAAGGCGGAUUUGUUAAUGUACCGUUUUUCCCAUUACAGCUAGCUGUUUUGAACAAGACUAGCGAACUGGAGAAAGUCUUACAAGAAACUAAAGAAUCACUGUCAGGAGUUACGAGGCUGCACAAUAAGAUACAGGAAAACCAGGAACUUCACACUCAGGAGGUAGAAAAGGCUUAUUGUGCAGCCUUGGAAUCUUUACAAGCCUGGAGACAGCACUCCAUAGAUGGCAUAAAAACCCGCUAUUCACAGUGGAGUGUGGAGUGUAGUGCUAUACUCAAACAUAUUCAGCUACAGACCCAGGAAAUGGAGAGGAUGGUACAGGCUUCCAAUGAUUUAUUAGCGUCAGUGGACGUCGAGUUUUUAAAGGGUUCCACGCACUUCACCAAAACAAUUGAUGACCAGCUGAAUGAGAUAAAAGCAGAUCUGGAGGAACAUGAGGUCAGCAAACAGAAGCUUCUAGAUUUUGUACAGCGUGACCUUGUUGUCCCUAGACACCUGACAGUAAAAGAGACAGUGGAAGAAAGUCAGGACUUAGAAGCAGCAGUCAGUGGACAAAUGUCACGCCCACGUGUUACAAAGCCGACGCUGAGAUUCACAGAGACAGACGACAGGAAGCUGAGAAUCACUGACAGCGGCUGUGUGGUAGAGGGUAAGGGCUUGUUCGGGUGGAGGAGAGCUGUGACAGACGGGCGUUACCAGACGGGCAGGUACUACUGGGAGAUACACAUCACCUGUUCACAUGGCUGUUACUAUGACUGUCGUGUAGGAGUGACACAGGAGAGCUGUGGUGUGAGUGAGGAGACAGACCCUGGCCGUAACUUCUGGUACAUUGUGAUGGCGUACAGUGGUGAUGAGGUCAAGUGUUAUAGUCACAGUGGUGGUGAGAUCAAACCUGACUAUCGACAGGACAGACGUUACACACGACCUCAUCACCUGGGUGUGUACCUGGACUGUGAUGAGCACACACUGACAGUCCUGGACUGUGACAACAACCAGGUAAUGUACACUAACAGUGGUGUUAUCGUCACAGAGCCUCUCGUGCCAUGGGUUGAGUUUGGUUUCUGGUCUGGAUCUGUGUCUGCUCGUCUGGUAACGGGUGACUCUGCAACUCUGCCUCCAGUUCUCUGUGAUAUGAUAAGCACUUCCUGACCAUCGGGUAAUUAUUCAGUACAUCUUUUCCAUAGUAUUACAUUUUGUUGAAAUAGACUCUUUUUUAAAAAAAAUAAAUGACCAGUUUGUAGAUGUUUUAGUUAAUGUCAGUAGUGUGGCUAAUUCAGUAUGUAUAGCUUCUUCUGCAAAGUGGUCGUUGAUCUGUCACAAGUUUACAGCUUGAUGUAGUUAUACACAGUCUGUCUGACUUGUCCUGAACAUCAAUGCCAGUUUUCUUCCAGACAAAAUGCAUGUAGAUAAUGACUGGGUAGUUUUAUUUUUAGUAAUGGUGACUUGUAAAUCAGCAUAAUCAGGAAUGUCACUGACCAAAACAGGUCACAGUUUGUACAUGACAAUACAUAAUAUACUCAACAUGGCACAUGUAGUAAUUCUUGUUGUGUUCUGUAACUUUAGUUCCUAAGGAAAAAAAACUAAAUUAGAAAAAUAUACCUUACCCUUUUAGGUUAGACGAGAGCAUUGAUUUUCCUUAAAAAUUAUGUAAUAAAUCAUCAACCUCAAAAAUAUAUAUACCCUAACUUUCGCGUGGCACUAUGGCACUAUGCCAUACCUCUACAUGCAUCUUACACCUUUGGCUACAACAUUCUCAGCUACCUUUUUUUUCAGCUGUAGUGGCAGAAAGUGAAGUCAUAACAUUUUCUUACCUUGGUAACCUCUAGAGAGGUGGGUAAUACCAAUGGGGCAAAAGUUUUCAGUUCUAUUCAAAACAAAUAAAAUUCUGAUGUAUUUUAUUUAGACUUGUUAGAUGCACAGUAGCAUAGCAGAAAUUUAUAGUGUAUGAACAACUUUAGUGCCUCUGUGUCAGUUUUUGCCUAUCAGUCAGACUUCAGUUUGGAGGCAAAUCUUGGACCCAAUUUCCUGAAUUGAGCAUGUGUAACAAAGAGGACAAAGUUUUACAAUUUUUUGUUAGUAAUGUUUUCAUAUGAAUUUGGCAUUAAAAGCAAAAUCUUACAUGGCUAAUGGCAAGAAUGAAAUUUCAGGGCUAGUGAUCCACCUGAGUUGUUACUCUACACGUUAGUGUCCGGGAUAAGAUGUUUUGUGGAGAACAGGGUUUAAAUUUCUUUUCUGUCAAAAAAGAAAAUCUGCAGAAAUGAAGAUUUACUUUGUAUUUCCUUAAAAUGCAACACCUGUUGUCUUUAGUUGCUAUUUAAUUUUACCAGUUCUCCCCAUCUGCACAGAAGUUAUGUAAGAAUUGCUUGGCCUAUCUCCACUUGUACCUGUAGGAAGGAAUUAAAAAAAAAAAAUUAAACAAAAUUUGUAUUAUUAUUGUUACACAGACAGUACAUUUAAUCAAAUUUCAUCAAAGAUAAGAAGCAGAUCAACUUUUAGACCUAUUUUGAAACACAACAUUAGCAUAUUUAAUGUUGUAAAAUCACUUUGCACAUAACAAAAUUGCCAUACAUAAUUGUGCCUUGCUAUACUAAGUGUCAUACAUGUUUGUAGGUGUUUCAGAAUAUGUAAUAAAAAUAACUUGCUACAUCUAUAGCCAUCCUGAAACAGUUCUGGUCAGAUGAAUGCCAUUUUACACUCACCUGUGUAAAUGAAAUUUGGAAAUACAAGCCUUAUAAGUGUGCGGGGGAAAUUUUGCAUAAAUAGCAGGAUGAGGGGUAGACAGGGUUGGGGUUGUAAUGGUUGGGGAUAAUCCAUGGUAAAAAGUAGUCCAGUUAAGUUAAGACACUCACAACUUGACCUGAAAUUUGUCAGAUUCAACUUCAAAAAUAUAUAUCCUCUUCUAAACUUCUAUGUGGUGCCAUGCCAUAUCUGUACAUGCAAUGUGCACUUUUCUUUACAACGUAUCAAAAAUCAACCUAGCAUUACUGCCAUUCGUUUGAACUGUGGUUGCUGGAAGUGAAGUCAUAACAUCUUGUCACCUCGGUAACCUUCAUGGGGUGGGUAAUAAUAUUGGGCAGAAGGUUUUUAGUUCUAUCCAAAACAAAUAAAAUUCCGACAUAAUUUAACUGAAUGCAAAAUAGCAGGGCAGAAAUUUAUAGUGUGUCUUUGUGGUAGCUUUAUCCAGUUUUUUUGAGUGCUCGUUCACACUUCAGUUUGGAAGAAGUCUUGGACCCAAUUGCCCGAAUCGGGCAUGUGUAACCAAUAAGGUGUACUGGAGGUAUACUUGAGGUACAUCUGAGAUGUAGCAUAUAUCUGAUGGUGUGUCUGAGGUAUACAUGUACUUGGGGAUGUAGGUCUACUUGUAUAUGAGGUGAAUCUGAGGUACUGAGGUUGGUAAAAAGAUGAUGCCUGAGGUAUAGGUGGAGGUAUAGCUCAGGUAUAUGCUAUUGGCAAGGUGGAUGUACCUGAGUGUAACAUUUAGCACUCUGUUUUCACUUUUAUUUGGACAGAAAACAAUCUCAAAACACUAAGCUAAUGGCUGUAUAAAUUAUAGACAAAUUUAAGUUGUAAGCUUGUAAGUGCAUGCAGUUCUUUGUUCACAGUAUCUGUAAUUUGCAGCUGAUUUACAACAACAACAGUGAUUUACAUUUACAUGAGGCUUUCCAGGUGCUUGAGCAAAAUUUAGUGCUUCUCUUUAAAUGUUUGUAUGUGCUCAUACUUUAAAAAAUUCAGUCCCAGGAAGUAUCAGUCAGUGCACAGUUGAGUUCUUUUCCCACAGCCUGGAAUAUGCACACUGUCAAGGGCAGGCAUCUUUGAAUAAUCAGGGACAAAUAUACAUGUAUCCCUGCUAUGCGGUUGGUGGAUAUUUGACACUGAAUGGCAAGUGUGUAUUGGGGGAGACAAAGGCUUAUAUUUAGUUUGUAAACAUUUUUGGGGGGACAGAAAUACAUUUGUAAUUUUGUAGUCAUCAUUUUGUUUGAGGGAAAUGCCUGAAUCUGAACUCUUUUUUGAAAACAUUAAAAAGGUGGCUGAGGUUUAAACCAGGUACAUGAUCACUGCAUUAUAUUCAAAAACUUUCUAAGUUUCUGAGGUGAACCUUAGGUACAUCGUCGAACAUGUCCAAGUGUUGAUAUUUUUCAGUUCCCAAGGAGUAUUUGAGGUAUAUUAUCUCCUAUUCAAAUACUGUUCUGUGUUCUUUUGGUAUAUCUGAGGUAUAGACAUAUGACUGGUGUUAACUUGAAGUACAGUAUACCUCAGAUAAUGUAGAUGGGGUGUACAUACAUGUAUCUUUACCUCACACUGAGGUAUACAUGAAACGCACACCCCAUAUACACCUCAUUUAUACCUUACACUGAGGUUUUCACCUAAACACCAAUCAAAUAACUCAAAUCUUGAUAUCAUUGUUUGUUGUAUGUUUGGCUGGGUUUUUUUUUUAGGUUUUUUUUUGUACUGAAACUUUGCCUUAGUAACACAUUGUCACUACAUGUACCUGGCCAUCGUUUGAAUAAAUACAUGAAUUGUGUUAUGCAUUAGAGUAUAAACAUGUCACAUGUUUACAAUAUUAAACAUUUUGACAAAUUUAUCAGAUGUCUACACUCAAUAUAGACAUGUGUUUACUGGAGUAUGUCUUUUUCUUAAUAUAUCCACUCCAUUACUAUGUAAAUAUGUGAUGUGUUUACCCUAAUAAACACAUCUCUUAGUUACCAGACAUUUCUUUUAUGAAUAAAAACUAACACGUUUCAAAAGUGUAACAGGAAUGUGUUUAAAAACUGAACUCGUUUUUUAGUAUGUAAGCAAAGUGAGAAAGGAUGCUAAGGAUUUGUAUUGUAAAUUAGAAAUAUUUCCUUUAAACCAGAUUUCCAUGUAAGUGCUGUGAUGUUAGAUAAUAUGCAUUACUGCACACUGUAUUCACUGCUCAGGUAGAUCCCUAUCCUGUAAGUAUUACACGGUGUCUUGUGAUUUUAGAUGAUGACAUUUUGAUAAUUUCGGCCAGUACAAAUCAUAUCUUUUAGCUGUAUUAUAUGCUUUUCUUAAUACAUGUAUAUAUGUGAAAAAUUCUUGGAAACACCAAUCAGAUUAAUAAAUAAAUAAAGUUAAGGAUUUUGUUCAGAAUAUAGAUUGUGUUAGGCGUGGAUGUGCUUAUUCCAGUGAACUGAUAAGUGUAUAGUUGUUAAACCGUUUUUCUUAAGUUUUUCUUUUUCAAAUUUUGUAAUUAAUCCUGUCCAGGAUUUUUAUUUCAAAAACCUGAUCAAUUGUUUUUGCACUGAGCGCUAGUUCUCUUUUAUUGCAUACAUGUUUGAGUAACUACAACAUGAGCUGUCUCCUUCCUAUGUUUACUUAACUUCAUCCAGAUCUGUAGACCUAAACGCGUGCUUAAAGUAAAUUGACAUGUAUAACAUACACCCUGACAUUAUCUGUAUGUAAGAUACUCACGGCCAGCUUGUAAUGGCACAUAUCACUAUGUGUGCUCUACAGAAUAUGUAGAUAGUUCCAGUUUAAGUUUAACCUCAAAGACGACCAUUCGUCUCCAAGUUGAUGUGCAGCUCAUGUAUCCAGCCGCAUAAUAUGUUGCCUUGUGUAACUUUGCCAGGCUGUUUUUGCUCCAAAAUCCCCCUACAUGUAUGUUAAAACACACAACAAUGUGUCCAUCUAAAAUGAGCUGGAAAAUCAUCUUUGAUUUCUGAACUUAGCAAAUGUAAAAGUCUGGCUUUGAGUAAUUCUAGACCAGUGACGUGUAAUAAAUUGCAAUUAACAUCACUGCAUUUUUUUACCUAAUUUUGCAUAAGCCAUGAUGCUAGGAGAUGUUUAAAUUGCUGCUGUUUAUGCAUUUACAUGAAGAGUUAGAAUAAAACCCUGACUGAGGUAAAUUGACAAGAGGCCGUAUUUCGCCGGCUGCGUGUGACCAUUUGCCAGCAAUCACACUGUUGUGACUGCUCUGGUUUUACUCUCUAUGCUGCCCGUCUUUAAUUAUAUUGUACCUGAUUUACUUUAAGGAGCGGCGUCAUCACUAGUACUGUAGUUAUGACAACCUGUGGUCAAGAUCAUACGGUCAUCUAUUAUAGAGCAUUGCACCGUUACAUCUGCUUGCUGUUAUUUUUAUGUCAGUUGUAUUUGUAUUCAUCUACAUGUAUGAUUCAGUGACAUUUUGCCAUUGUCCUUUGUGUUCCAACUUUUGAGAAGAAUGCUAAAUAAAAAUGAGUGAUUAUGUAUUGUGUAAUUCUCGUUUGAAUGGU